Ziziphus jujuba (common jujube) is the source of this 1433-nucleotide messenger RNA. Its product is annotated as protein farnesyltransferase/geranylgeranyltransferase type-1 subunit alpha. Gene Ontology annotation, biological process: protein geranylgeranylation; protein farnesylation. The coding region runs from base 148 to 1152 and encodes 334 amino acids. Gene Ontology annotation, molecular function: protein farnesyltransferase activity; CAAX-protein geranylgeranyltransferase activity. The transcript is spliced from 5 exons. Lineage: Eukaryota; Viridiplantae; Streptophyta; Magnoliopsida; Rosales; Rhamnaceae. The record is from RefSeq and is a predicted model, not a curated record. Gene Ontology annotation, cellular component: cytoplasm; protein farnesyltransferase complex; CAAX-protein geranylgeranyltransferase complex.
UCUUUUCUUCUUCUUCUUUUUUUUUUUUUUUUUAGACUCUUGCUUGCUCUGGUUUCAAAUCAAAGAUUCUGUAUUUAGUUUUUACUCCAAUUUCUAAGCACUUCUGGAAUUGAUCUAGUGGGAGAUCAUUCUGACAGACAGAAAGAUAUGGCCUCGUCCUCCUCCGACGAAGAGUUCCGGCAGUGGAUUCCGUUCCGGCAGCGACCAGAGUGGUCGGAUGUGAAACCCUUGCCGCAAGACGACGGUCCCAGCCCUGUGGUUCCCAUAGCCUACAAGGACAGCUUCGUAGAGACCAUGGAUUACUUCCGAGCUCUCUACCAUGGCGAUGAGCGAUCCUUUCGUGCUCUUUCCCUCACCUCCGAAGCCAUCCAAUUGAACCCCGGCAAUUAUACGGUUUGGCAUUUCAGGCGUUUGAUCCUUGAGGCUCUAGAGGUUGAUCUACAGAAUGAACUGGAUUUCACUGAAGCUGUAGCACGUGGUAAUUCCAAGAAUUAUCAGUUAUGGCAUCAUAGAAGAUGGAUUGCUGAGAAAUUGGGAACCAUUGCCACAAGUAAGGAGCUUGAGUUUACCCGGAAGAUACUGUCCCUUGAUGCUAAGCAUUAUCAUGCUUGGUCCCACAGGCAGUGGGUCCUUCAGACACUUGGAGGGUGGGAUGAUGAACUUAGCUAUUGUGAUGAGCUCCUUGAAGAAGACAUUUUUAAUAAUUCUGCUUGGAAUCAGAGAUAUUUUGUCAUUACAAAUUCUCCACUUCACGGAGGCCUGAAAGCUAUGAGAACUUCUGAAGUGAGUUAUACUGUUAAAGCCGUUAUAGCCUAUCCUGAGAAUGAGAGUUCAUGGAGAUACCUUCGGGGGCUUUACAAAGACGACAAUCACAGUUGGGUGAAUGAUGCCCAAGUUUCUUCAGCAUGCUUGAAGGUUUUGAGUGCAAAAAACAACUAUGUUUUUGCUUUGAGUACACUUUUGGAUCUAAUCUGCCAUGGCUUCCAACCAAACCAAGAGUUCAGAGACAUUGUGGAUGCUUUAGGAACUCCAGACUCGGAUCGACAAGGUUCGGACUUAGCAAAAAGUAUUUGUUCUGUCUUGGAACGUGUGGAUCCAAUCAGAGCUAACUAUUGGAGGUGGCGCAGGAGCAAGCUUAGCCAAGCCGUUUAAUUUCAUAAUGGUGUUGUUUACUAAGGUAAUCAUUUUCACUGUUUUUUUUCAUAGUUUUUGUACGGUCUUGUUUAUUGAUGCGGAUGUUGGUGUUGCUAAGUAUGAGGAAUUUUAUAUUCCAUCUGCUUAUUAUUGUAACACUUGUUAGCCCACUUUUUUUUUUUUUUAAAUUUAAAUUGUUGUUAUUUUAUGUGAAACUUGAAAUCUAUAGUAAGACCGAGAAUGUAGAAUAUUUCUAUUUAAUUUUUUCAUCUGCUAUGUGAGUCCAACUUACUUUUCAA